UUUUUAUCUAUUUUAUUGAUUUUGUUGACUUUUUUCACCACAAAUAUCCAACAGACCAAAUCAGCAACAAUGGCAACACUCCACUACCUACCCCCGGUGAAGCCCUCCGCUAUCGCUGCGGGAACCAUAUUUACCCACACUGCAUCUCUGGGCAUUCUAGCCCCUGUCUUUGGCGAUACAUAUCACCGCGCCCAGGCCGCCAAUUCGAAGGAGGAAUUUGUUAGGUCUAAGGAGGCUGCUGGAGCUGCGGCAGCUUGGGGUAGCUCCCUUGUUGGGAGUGCCGUGCAGACUUAUGGAGUUGCGGCCCUGAUUAAUGCGACUGGCACCCUUAGCUAUAAAGGAGCAGCCUACCUUGGUAGCUUGAUUUUCUUCGCCAGCUCCGCUCCCAGUUUCGUCAGCCAGAUAUUUACCGAGAAGAGGCCUCUAGACACUGUUGCCGUUGGUGCCGUCGCAAGAGUCUUCGAGACAGUUGGCCUGAGUUUGUUUCUCACUUGGUGGGGAACACGCACGAACCCAUUUGAUUAAGUAGGCUUCUGAACCUAUCUUGUACUCUGUGCUGUGAUGUCUGCCUCCAAUCAGACUGAACUUCGAUGAUGCUAUGUUUGUGACCUACUGUGGAUUGAUUCUUGACAAUUAUAUUACAUUAAACGUUUUCUGCGCUUCC
Molecule: messenger RNA, 664 nt
Organism: Aspergillus nidulans FGSC A4
Lineage: Eukaryota; Fungi; Ascomycota; Eurotiomycetes; Eurotiales; Aspergillaceae
Product: DUF1761 domain-containing protein
Exons: 3
Coding region: 70-525 (151 amino acids)
Source: RefSeq, a predicted model, not a curated record